Messenger RNA from Myotis myotis, 1291 nucleotides. Its product is annotated as facilitator of iron transport 1-like. The transcript has 4 exons. The record is from RefSeq and is a predicted model, not a curated record. Bases 124 to 1092 code for a protein of 322 amino acids. NCBI's taxonomy places the organism in Eukaryota, Metazoa, Chordata, Mammalia, Chiroptera, Vespertilionidae.
UCAGCCCCUUGGGCUGAGGGUUCUAUAAAAGCUGAGCAGAGCUCUCAUUAGUCCAGCUCCCUGAGGGCUUGCCACCUGCCGGCUCACCUUCUCCAGCAUCCUGUGCUCCCUGCCGCCUGAACCAUGAUCAGGAAGGUCCUCAUCUUCUCUACCUGGUUUGUCCUGGCUGGGACUUUCCCCUUAAUACUCCCAAACAUUGACUAUCAUGCAGACAUGUUCAAGCACUCAGAGUUACAACCUGAACUAAAUUCAAUCAUUGACCCAGAAUCACCCACUGACCUGGACCUCGCUGAUGCUUCAGAGUCACUCACUGCCCUGGACCUUGCUGAUGCUUUAGGGUCACUCACUAACAAGGACCUCGCUGGUGCCGUAGAGUCACCCACUGCCCUGGACCUCGCUGGUGCUUUAGGGUCACUCACUAACAAGGACCUCGCUGAUGCUUUAGAGUCACUCACUAACAAGGACCUCACUGAUGCUUUAGGGUCACUCACUGACCUGGACCUCGCUGAUGCUUCAGAGUCACUCACUAACAAGGACCUCGCUGAUGCUUUAGGGUCACCCACUGACCUGGACCUCGCUGAUGCUUUAGAGUCACUCACUAACAAGGACCUCGCUGAUGCUUCAGAGUCACCCACUGCCCUGGACCUCGCUGAUGCUGUGGAGUCAUCCACUGCCCUUGACCUCACUGAUGCUGUAGAAUCAUCCACAGCCCUUGACCUCACUGAUGCUGUAGAGUCAUCCACUGCCCUUGACCUCACUGAUGCUGUAGAAUCAUCCACUGCCCUUGGCCUCACUGAUGCUGUAGAAUCAUCCACUGCCCUGGACCUCACUGAUGCUGUAGAAUCAUCCACUGCCCUGGACCUCACUGAUGCUGUAGAAUCAUCCACUGCCCUUGACCUCACUGAUGCUGUAGAGCCAUCCACUGCCCUGGACCUCACUGAUGCUGUAGAGUCGACCACUGAUGUUUAUUUGGAGAAUACACAGGCUUUGGGAUUGUCUACCGAAGUGGGGUCAGCUAUCCCCAGCAUAAUGGGAGAAGCCACUGAGGCGGCCACAGAAAAUGAAGCAGAUUCUCCAUCGGCUGCAAUUUGACUCUCCUAACCACAAUUUUCUAAGAAGACUCUGAGCUUCUGCACAAGCCCGCUGUUCUAUUAUAGGAGCUUGAAUAAUCCGAAAAGACCCGUGAGCCUUAGUAUAUACCCAGCUAAGGAUAAACACAGUGGAAUUGUCCACAGACAGAGGAUGUGCACAUUUCUGAACCAUGUCCAUUUAAUAUGAGACCAAUAAAUGU